Molecule: messenger RNA, 891 nt
Organism: Stereum hirsutum FP-91666 SS1
Lineage: Eukaryota; Fungi; Basidiomycota; Agaricomycetes; Russulales; Stereaceae
Product: NAD-P-binding protein
Exons: 4
Coding region: 1-891 (296 amino acids)
Source: RefSeq, a predicted model, not a curated record
AUGAACGUACUUGUCCUCGGUGCUACAGGUUACAUCGGUUGGCCUACCGUUCAGGCUUUAAGUCGGGCUGGACAUAUCGCCUAUGGCCUCGUACGCCAAGAAUCUCAGGCCCAGAAACUGCGAGCUUCUGAAAUUAUCCCCGUCAUCGGCGACGCAAGCGACCCGUCCACCUGGGUAUCCAUCAUUCGCUCCCUCGACGUCAUCAUCGACUGCACAGGCGGACCCGAGGUCGAACGACUCUCAAACGCGCUGUUCGACGCUAUCACCACCGCAGCGAAGGACCGUCCCUCCACCGUACCGAAACUCACAUACAUCUACAGCAGCGGCGCCUCCGUACACGGGGACAACCGCGUCGACCUCGUCUCCGAGACGUCUAUCCUCGGCACCCCAGCCGCGCUCUUCGCGUGGCGUCAGGAAUUCGAACGGCGCGUCGUGGGGAGCGACAUCGUUAGCGGGAUCGUCAUCCGUCCUGGGCUGCCACACGGCUAUAACGGGGGUAUCACGGCGUAUUGGUUUAAGAUGGCGGAGAGCGGGAAGGUGGUAUGGUAUGGCAAGCCCGGGGGAAGGACGGGGUUCGUUCAUGUGGACGAUUUGGCGGAUUUGUAUGUUAGGGUGACGGAGGGCGCGUCACUGGUCGGGGGGAGGAUUUUCGACGCGGCGAAUGAUCAGACGGAGGGGGUGGAUGAUUUGUUUGAGAGGAUGUUUGAUGCCGUUGGGGUGAAGGGUGAGGUCACUUAUCUCGAGCCGUCUAAUAUUUUGGAGGCUGUUAUGUCUACUACGAUACUCAUGCGUCCGUAUUUGGCGAAGAAACUGCUUGGCUGGCAGCCGAAGAAAGUGGGUUUGGGCGAUGGGAUGAAGCUGUACUACGACGCGUGGAAGAGCUCCCAGUAG